Messenger RNA from Polypterus senegalus (gray bichir), 3180 nucleotides. It is a transcript of the gene alg11, whose product is annotated as ALG11 alpha-1,2-mannosyltransferase. Gene Ontology annotation, biological process: protein N-linked glycosylation. NCBI's taxonomy places the organism in Eukaryota, Metazoa, Chordata, Cladistia, Polypteriformes, Polypteridae. Gene Ontology annotation, cellular component: endoplasmic reticulum membrane. The record is from RefSeq and is a predicted model, not a curated record. Gene Ontology annotation, molecular function: GDP-Man:Man(3)GlcNAc(2)-PP-Dol alpha-1,2-mannosyltransferase activity. The coding region runs from base 239 to 1570 and encodes 443 amino acids. The transcript is spliced from 4 exons.
UUGUCUGUUUAAAAUUUAAAGGUUAAGACAAUGUCGGUUUCUGAAAAGUGAUACUAGAGAAAUAGCAGUAUUGAGAAAAAUAAUUGAUGCCUCAGUUGUGAACGGGACAUUAUGCUUUGGACGUGUACUGUCAAAUGGAAUUUAUUAAAGAUUAUUGGGAUCUCUUCUGGUUCCAGGACUUGUUCUUUGUGUUAUAUUAACCGCUGUCCUUUUUCUUCUGCUUUUGGGAAUUCGGUUUAUGAUACAGCGCAAAAAGCAAGAUGGAAGAAAAUCGCCAGUUGUGGCGUUUUUCCACCCAUACUGCAAUGCUGGAGGUGGCGGCGAAAGAGUGCUAUGGUGUGCACUUCGAGCUCUUCAGUGCAGGUUUAAAGAUGCAAAAUUUGUUGUUUAUACUGGGGACAAAGAUGUUUCGGGAUUAGAAAUCCUUGAUGGUGCUUACAGAAGAUUUAAUAUUAGGUUGCCUGCUCAGGUGGAAUUUGUUUUUCUUGAAAACCGUCAUCUUGUUGAAGCAAGUCUUUACCCCUAUUUUACUCUACUGGGACAAAGUCUUGGGUCAGUUGUUUUAGGAUGCGAAGCUCUUCUAAAGUGUAUCCCAGAUAUCUACAUUGAUUCAAUGGGCUAUGCAUUCACCUUACCCAUAUUCAAGUUUCUUGGAAAUUGCCACGUUGGAAGUUAUGUCCACUAUCCAACUAUUAGUACAGAUAUGCUCUCUGUGGUUCGUAGUCGAAAUCCUCGUUUCAAUAAUGCUACAUUCAUUUCAAAAAAUCCAUUUCUUUCCAACAUUAAAGUUGUUUAUUAUUAUAUUUUUGCUUUUUUGUAUGGAUUAGUUGGUUCUUGUAGUAAAGUUGUAAUGGUUAAUUCUACGUGGACUAAAAAUCACAUUCUGGCACUUUGGGGAUGUAAUGACCGGAUUAGUAUUGUAUACCCACCUUGUGAUGUCCAGGCUUUCGUGGACAUUGAUCUUGAAACCGAGCCCAGGGAAAACACUUUUAUUUCCGUUGGUCAGUUUAGGCCAGAAAAAGAUCAUUCCUUACAAAUUAGAGCCUUUUGCAAAUUCCUGAAGAAAAUUCCUGAGGGACCAGAACAUUAUUAUUUAAUCCUGAUUGGUGGAUGUCGUAAUCUAGAAGACGAAGAACGAGUUUCUCAUCUUAAAAAGCUGUGUGAGGACCUAAAUAUUGCAGACAAUGUGGAGUUUAAAAUAAACAUCCCGUUUCAAGAAUUGAAGAGGCACUUAGCAGAGGCAACAAUAGGACUGCAUACCAUGUGGAAUGAACAUUUUGGAAUAGGCAUUGUGGAGUGCAUGGCAGCAGGAACAAUUACCCUGGCACAUGAUUCAGGUGGACCAAAAAUGGACAUUGUGGUUCCAUAUAAUGGAGAGAAGACAGGCUUUUUAGCUGAUGAUGAAGACAGCUAUGCUGAAGCCAUGAAAGUCAUUGUUUCUCUAUCCCCAGAGGAACGCCAGGAGAUAAGAAGGCGAGCUCGGCAAUCUGUAAGCAGAUUUUCAGAUCAGGAGUUUGAGGGUUCUUUUCUAUCUGCAUCUGAGUCUCUAAUGGAGUUUGCUAAUAAAUGAUAGGUUGCUUGCUACCCUGUAUGAAAUAAUUCCACAAUCAUGCAGUUUAUGAAACUGAAAUGAGUUGAUGUAUGUCUACUUCAGACAGUUCUCCUUGGGAUUUGACUGGUCUACAAAGAGUGAUUUCUGAAGUGAAAACCAGUAGCCAAGCCAUGGAUUUACAGUCUACAAAUUGAGCAUUCCAGAAAGAUGCUUAGAAGAAUACUGUAGUAGUAUUUUGUAAAUCAACACGUUUCCAGCUCAACAUUUAAUAAUGGGUUAUCCCCUUAUGAAAUGGGUUUCCCAUGAAGUAAAGUAAAACUACAUGUGUAGCCUAGCUAUCAAAAUGAAGAGAAAACAUUAAUAUGGCAUCUAAUAAGGCUGCUCAACUGAAAGUAGUUUAACUUUAUCCUUAAAGUUUACAUUUUAUGGGGAAAAUAUAUGGUGUGAACCUGAAUAAUCAUUUUAUAUAUUAUAUAAAUAUUUAUAUAUAAAUAUAAAUUAUAUAUUACGCAUCACAUUGUAUUUCAUCACUUUUAAUUAUGAGUUUCAAGAUAUUAGAUUAACAUUUUAUAAAUUGAAUGAUUUCCAUCCUUUAAACGGCCAUUUAGAAACUGGACAUCUGGUAGCACUUUUAUUUUAGAACAUUUGAUUUUGACAAGCACAUACAUGCCCAACUCUGCUCAUCUUUCUUAGUCCUUUUUAAACUUUGAGUUUAUGCUAUUAUUUAAUUUUUACAUUAAUGUUCUGAUAUUAAAGGGUAAUACUGGGUGCUUCAUUAACAUUUAAAGGUCUUAUUGUCUGGAAUGUAUUAGACCUCACUUAACCACAAAUAUUUUUAAAAAUCGUUCUAGUGUGUGGGAGCAACAGCUAAUAUGUUACCCUUCUGCUGAUGUAGCAAAGUAAUUGAUUUAUUUUUUUUAUUGCUGUAAUGGGGUAGUACUAUAUCACUGGGAGACCAUUUUAUCUCUAAAGGAUUGUGUGUCUGGUGUCUGUUCUUCAUAAGCUUUCUCUAUUCCUUAGUAAUCUUCAUUUGUCAUGAUUCAUUUGGAAUUGGGCACUGAGCAUGCACACGCUUUUUAUUCUGCUUGGUGUGUGACAGUUGGGUAACAUUGGGAAGAUAAAGAAUGUAGACAUUGCUUGUUGCUAUACUUGUCUAACUUGUGGAACUGCAGCAAUAUGCUGCCUUGUGAGCAGACAUGGGUGGAAUGGUCAGAAGCUGCAAAAAUGGUGCUGCUUCAUCAAGCGAGAAUUUGAAUUUGGGCUUUGUGAUACUUCUGUUGGAAAGGUGACACAAAAUGUGAAUUAUUAAAACUUGUCUCUGUGCACAUGUGGCACUUGUCUGGGGCCGAGCAUGUUUUACAUCUCUAUCACAGCUUUCAGUAUGGUUAGGCUUUUUGUUUGCACCUUGUCUACUGUAUUUUAUUUUUAAUCUGCAGACCUGCUAUGUGUAUGUGUGUACACAAAUACUGUGUGUGUUGUAUGUAUGUAUGUAUGUAUGUAUAUACAUUAAAAAGUAUAAAUUAUAUAAAAUGCAGUGUGUGUGUUGGCAUAUAUCUAGUAUGUAUAAUACAAAAACUUUGUUUCAAUCAAUAAUUUAUUCUUCCAGGCUAAUAAAUUUAAAGAAACCU